UCUUGGUCAUUCUUCAGGGCCACUUGCUUCUAUCUUCAGGUGGUGUGCACCAUUUUUAGCCCAAAAUCCACAGAAAACAAAACAAGAUUAUUUUAUUUUGUUUAUAAAAAAAGAAAAUACAUAUUCCCGUCAUUACAAAAAAUCAAUACUUUAAAGUCAGAUAAUGCGUUUUGUUCCAUUGAUUUGGUAUUCAAAACCCUAAUCACCAUUCUUUUUAUCAUUUUUAAGUUUAGCUGAACUGGGACAUGGUGCAUCUAGCUACUGAAUUCUCCAUAUGUGCGAGCUUGAUCAUUGUUGUUUGUACCCUUGUUUGUUUGGCCGAAUGUGGAAAAUGUCCUCAGGAUGGAGUGCGCAAACCUUUCUCUUAUGGUGCCUUUCACUCUGUGAGGGUUGAUUAUAAUGGUUUGCAAAAUAGUUACUCGAGCCAUCUUAGUUCGGACUAUGAGUCAAGACAUGAAAAGGCAGAUCCUUUCAACAACAAUGCUCCUCUUACGUCUGAAUUGGUUCAUUUUCCUUCUGUGUUUUAUGGUUUUCAGUCAGAAGAACAGUGCUCCAGUGCAGGGAACUUAAAUUUACAUAGGAGUGAUUUGGGAGGUGCUUUACCCAAACAAUUAGUAGAACUAGAUGGUAACGUUAGUUGGUCAUCAGAUGAUUUUCUGUUUGGUUUACCUGAUGAACAGACUGUUACAUGUUCAUUGAACUUCAGAAAGUUUGAUGAUGAGGAUUUAUCUCCUAGUGUGAAUAUUGCUCAGCAGGUAUUUCUUUCUUCUUGUAGAGGGCACUUAUCUUCAAUUAAAGAAACAAGUUUUAGUUAUCAGAAUAUAGUGAUGCAUAUGGCCCCUUCUUCAGAUUCCUCAUCUCCUUGUUUGGAUAUACGCCCCGGUAAACUAAAUUGGGAACUGAACUAUUUAUAUCAUUCCUCUGUAGCUUCCUUGAGGUUAGAAUAUACCUGCAAUGAAAGUGUUUUGAUGGUUUAUGACCUUUUUAGCACUGACUCACAGUUCUAUCCAUUGAAUUUUGGUGAGAUAGUAUUAGACCCCGGUGAAGUUACCACCUUAUUCAUUGCUUACUUACCGAAUAGGUUGGGUUUGUCUUCAGCUCAGUUGGUUUUGCAGACAAGUGUGGGUGGUUUCUUGAUAGAAGCCAAGGGUUUUUCUGUUGAAUCUCCUCAUAGGCUGAGUCCAUUGUUGGGUUUGGAUUCUGCAUCUGAUGGGUGGCUGAGUAGGGAUUUAUCCUUAUCUAAUCCUUACGAUGAAGUCAUUGUCCUGGAGGAAGUUUCGGCAUUGAUUUCAAUCUUUGCGAGUAGUGUUUCUUUAGCAAUAGAGUCGAUCUGUAGGAAACAGAAACCUAAUGAUUCUAACAAGCAUGGAUUUUCAAACGUUGAUAGGAAACUAUCGGAAAUUAUGAAUGUGGCUGUGAGGCCUCUUGGAAGCUGGUUAAUUAGUCCUCAAAAAACUCAAAAGAUUUUCGAAAUGACCUUCUCUCCUGAUUCAAAUGAUAAGGUAAAUGGGAAAAUUUGUAUGGAGUUGUUCCGAGAGUCAGAUGGAAAGAAGGAUAUCUUGGUGAUCCCUUUUGAAGCAGAACACAAUAAGUCAGCAAUUUGGAAAGGCACCACCUCUCGACUUUCAGUAUACCUCGACACUGUUGGUUCUUGUGAGGCUAGGGAAACCACUAUUUCUGUGUCGAUAAGAAACCGGGCAUCAGAUUUAGUGAAAAUUGUUAAAAUUGAUGAAAUUACUGAUGGCGAAAAGCUUCUGCAGAUAAAAUACCUUGAAGGACUCUUGCUUUUUCCUGGCACUAUCACGCAAUCAGCACUGGUGACAUAUGAAACCUCAAACGUCAAGUGUAAAUCCUUCGUUGAGAUGCCUGAUGUAAGCAAAAACUGUAGGCUAGAACUACUGGUAAAUGACUCGAUCAACCCUCUCCUUGAAAUUCCUUGCCGAGAUAUUUUUGGUAUUUGUCCUAGUCAUAAGCGGGAGUCCGUAGCUCGUACGCUUGACAUUGUCGAUCCUAGCAAUGGAACAGGAUGUAUGACCAGCACUGAACAGUCCUUAACAGUAACCAAGGCACUGGGUGGUGUAGAGGCAGAUGAUUUUGUUCAUGAAGGGCGGAAAGCUCUGAGCACCAAGAGCGGACUUUAUCUCCUUCACAACCAUGAACUUCUUUUCCCACUGGUUCCAAUUGGGAAUUAUUAUGCAAAAUCUGUAAUUGUUAGAAAUCCCAGCCAACAACCUGUCAUUGUGCAACUUAUUCUACACUCCGGGGAAGAUAUUGAUAAUUGCGAAACAUAUUAUGGCGGUCAUCAACAGUCUUUUUCUCCAAGUAGUUCGUGCUGUACCGAUACUACCAGAGUGGGUAGGUAUGGGUUUUCACUUGCAGAUAUUACAGUCACUGAGGCCUUUUUACAUCCACAUGGAACAGCGUCAUUGGGUCCAAUCUUAUUUCAUCCAUCUAAUAGAUGUGAAUGGAAGAGUUCAGCUUUCAUAAGGAGCAAUCUUUCGGGUAUUGAGUUGUUAUCUCUUCGUGGAUUUGGUGGCUCCUUAUCGCUAGUCAUUCUUGAAGGUUCGGUGCCUAUGCAGAGAUUGAAUUUCAAUAUGAACCUGCCUUUUCCUCUAAAUACAUCCUAUAUCGAGGAUUUAAGUUCUUGGUGUCGCAAGCCAUUAUUAAAGAAGCUAGUUGCUGUAAAUACUGGUGAUUUUCAUUUGAAAAUCGAGAGAAUAGAUAUAUCAGGAAAAGAAUGCGGGUCGGAUGGUUUUAUCGUACAUAAUUGUGGGGGGUUUUCCCUGGAGCCUGGUGAAUCUAUGGAGCUUGAGCUGUCAUACCAGUCAGAUUUCUCCACGCCGUUACUCCAAAGGGAGCUCGAAUUGAUUUUGGCUUUUGGAAUACUAAUAAUACCAAUGCGAGCAACUCUUCCUGUUCAUAUGCUUAAUUUGUGUAGAAAUUCCAUCUUUUGGUCACAAGUAAAGGGUUAUAGUUUGGCCUUUGUUCUUCCUGUUCUCAUAAUCUGUCUCCUCUUUUGGUUCAUCAUGCUCUCUGGUUCCAUGAACAAUGAAAGUUGUCAGAAGAAUGAAGAGGCCAUUAUUCCAUGUAAGUCCGGCCAUAUAGAACCGGGGAUCAUUUCAGAACAUACAGAUCAAUCAGUGGACUGGUGUAACGAAAUUAGCCCUUCAUCGAAUGGGGUGAAAAAGAGUGAUUUUUCACCUGGUUUCCCUUUAAAGUCUGAUUCUGUUGAUAGUUCUGCCAAAUGCGAGGCAGCAGAACAACCUGUUCAUUUGACAGUUAAAACUCGUAAAGAAAAGAAAAGGCGUUCAAGAAGGAAAAACACUCUUUUCGAAGUUUCGAGCAGCCAAAGUGGGAAUUCUACACCAACAUCACCACUCUCCCCUAUCACAACAUUGUCUCCUCCCGAAAUAUGUUCUCCGUCUCGUGAUAAGUUGCAACCUAAUGAUUCCUUCAGCCCUGAAACAGUAGCUUCAACAACAGUUCCUGAAAAUCAGAAUCGGGAAUCUAAUGUUACGUCUAGGAUUGCGGGAAGUCGAGCUAUGCUUUCACCAUCUGCUACAUUUCCUGGGACGCGUAAUGCCCCAUCCAGAUUGGCAAUUUCCCUACUUGCUCGUGCUCCUGGACCAAGAAUCGAUUCACCGAAAGCAGUACAACCCGAGAAAAACAGUAGGGCAGAGGAUGAUAGGUUUACUUAUGAUAUUUGGGGUAACCAUUUUUCAGGAGUUCAUCUUUGUAUGCCAAAUAGUUCAUAUAACAUAAGUUCUGGAAAUGUAAGUUAUUCUAGUAGUUUCUUUAUUCGAAAUCCGCGAGAAACUCUCAUGGAAAACUCUCAACCUCCAUAUGUAAGUAACUUUGGUGAUGAUGGGUAAUAAUAUAUCAGAAAAAUAAAUUAAAUA
This is a messenger RNA of Amaranthus tricolor (Joseph's coat), 3899 nucleotides long. RefSeq lists its product as uncharacterized. The transcript is spliced from 3 exons. The coding region runs from base 246 to 3872 and encodes 1208 amino acids. The record is from RefSeq and is a predicted model, not a curated record. Gene Ontology annotation, cellular component: membrane. NCBI's taxonomy places the organism in Eukaryota, Viridiplantae, Streptophyta, Magnoliopsida, Caryophyllales, Amaranthaceae.